Alligator sinensis (Chinese alligator) is the source of this 10996-nucleotide messenger RNA. RefSeq names its product autophagy related 2B (gene ATG2B). The coding region runs from base 202 to 6438 and encodes 2078 amino acids. Gene Ontology annotation, molecular function: phosphatidylinositol-3-phosphate binding. The transcript is spliced from 42 exons. NCBI's taxonomy places the organism in Eukaryota, Metazoa, Chordata, Crocodylia, Alligatoridae. Gene Ontology annotation, biological process: autophagosome assembly; reticulophagy; piecemeal microautophagy of the nucleus. Gene Ontology annotation, cellular component: phagophore assembly site; extrinsic component of membrane. The record is from RefSeq and is a predicted model, not a curated record.
GUCACCACCGGUCGGUGCGGGGUUGGGGGGGUGGCGCGGGCAGGUUCGGUGAGGGGGGAGGAGGUAGGGGCGACGCGCGCGGCCGAUAAGAUGGCGGCGGUAUCGGUGUGAGGAUGGGGCGGGUCGAGAUCACGCGCUGUCGCUGAGGGGCGGUGGGGCCUGGCACCGAGUGGGGCCGAGCAGCCCCCGGCCGCAGCCGCCAUGCCGUGGCCCUUCUCCGAGUCCAUCAAGAAACGGGCCUGCCGCUACCUGCUGCAGCGCUACCUCGGCCACUUCCUGCAGGAGAAGCUCAGCCUGGAGCAGCUCAGCCUGGACCUCUACCAGGGUACCGGCUCCCUGGUGCAGGUCCCGCUCGACAAGUGGUGUCUAAAUGAGAUCCUGGAGUCAGCAGAUGCACCUCUAGAAGUCACGGAGGGAUUUAUCCAGACAAUUUCUUUGUCCGUUCCCUGGGGGUCAUUGCUACAGGAUAACUGUGCACUAGAAGUGAAAGGAUUAGAGAUGGUCUUCAGGCCAAGGCCUCGUCUAGCAUCUGGGUCUGAGCCUAUGUAUUGGUCAAGCUUUAUGACCAGCAGCAUGCAACUUGCAAAAGAGUGUCUGAGUCAAAAAUUGACAGAUGAACAAGGAGAAGGAUCUCAGCCUUUCGAAGGGCUUGAGAAGUUUGCAGAAACUAUUGAAACAGUUCUAAGAAGAGUAAAAGUUACCUUUUUGGAUACUGUUUUGCGAAUUGAACAUGUGCCAGAAAAUUCUAAAAGUGGAUCUGCACUUGAAAUCCGAAUAGAAAGAACUAUGUACUGUGAUGAAACUGCUGAUGAAUGCUCUGGAAUUAAUGUACAUCAGCCCACAGCAUUUGCUCACAAGUUACUUCAGCUCUCGGGCGUCUCUUUCUUCUGGGACGAGUUUCCUGCAUCAGCAAAGUCCUCACCAGUGUGUUCAGCUACGCAGUUGGCAACCGAACCAAAGCUUUCACCUAGCUGGAACCCAAAAAUUGUAUAUGAGCCACAUCCACAAUUAACAAGAAACUUGCCAGAAGUUCCUCCCUCUGACCCUGUACAGAUUAGUAGGCUGAUUGGGAGAAUGGAGCUGAGUCUUACCUUAAAGCAAAAUGAAGUACUUCCUGGAGCUAAGUUGGAUGUAGAUGGACAGAUAGAUUCUAUACACCUGUUCCUGUCACCAAGGCAGGUACAUCUUUUACUGGACAUUUUAGCAGCCAUUGCUGGACCAGAGAGCCCCAGUAGGAUAGAAUUGUCAAAUAAAGAUAGGAAGAACAGACCAAUGCAACAGGAAGAUGAGUAUCGGAUUCAGAUGGAGUUGAAGCGUUACUUGCGAAAAGACUCUUUAUCAGCAGGAGUAUCAUCUGAGCAGAGCUUUUAUGAGACAGAGACAGCCAGAACGCCUUCUAGCCGUGAAGAAGAAGUUUUCUUCUCAAUGGCUGAUAUGGACAUGUCUCAUAGCCUUUCCUCUCUUCCACCUCUCGGAGACCCACCAACUAUGGAUCUAGACCUGUCUUUAACUAGUACCUACACUACUACCCCAGCAGGAUCUCCUCUGAGUGCUACAGUGCUUCAGCCAACUUGGGGUGAUUUUCUGGAUCAGAAUAAACAUGAGCCACCACCACCAAGAGGUUCAUCACUUGCACCCAAUAUAGUUCACCAACCACCCUUAAGAAGGACUUCCAUUCCAUCCCGAUCUGUUUCAGUGGAUGAAUCCAGACCUGAGCUGCUUUUUAGACUGGCUGUGGGGACUUUCUCAGUAUCUGUACUACAUAUUGACCCUCUGCCACCACCUGAAACUUCACUGAACAUUAACCCCUUGACACCAAUGGCAUUGGAUUUCUUUACCCGAAUAGAAAAGAUUGAUCCAGUUAAGUUUUCAACAGAAGAUUUUAUGUCCUUCCGGGAAGUGUUUGCAGAGGCUUGUUCUCAUGACCACCUUAGAUUUAUAGGUAGUGGCAUCAAAGUGUCUUAUGAACAAAGACAGAGGUCUGCAUCUCGAUGUUUCAGUACAGAUUUAUCCAUUGGGCAAAUGGAACUUUUGGAAUGCCUUUUCUCUACUGAUUCCCAUUCCGUUCAACCUCAUUAUACAGAGCUGCUAACAUUUCAUUCUGAGAGAGAAAAUGAUUCACAUCCUACUUCAUGCCUUCAGCUCCAUUAUAAACACUCAGAUAAUAGAGGGCCUCAGGGUAGUCAAGGAAGACUGAGCUCUGUUCCACAGAAAGCAGAAUUACAAGUCAAAUUGAAUCCAGUGUUCUGUGAACUGGACAUCAGUAUUGUGGACAGACUAAAUUCUUUGCUUCAGCCACAGAAACUAACCACGGUGGAGAUGAUGGCAUCUCACAUGUAUGCUUCUUACAACAAACACAUUAGUCUGCAUAAAGCCUUUACUGAGGUUUUUCUGGAUGAUUCACGUACACCUGCAAACUAUAGAAUUUCAGUCCAAGUCACAGCACCAGCAUUAGAUCUUUCUGUUCGCUUCCCAAUACCUGAUCUACGGUCAGAUCAGGAAAGAGGACCAUGGUUUAGAAAAUCGCUUCAGAAGGAGAUCCUUCAUCUUGAGUUUACAGAUAUGGAAUUUAAGACUGAGCUUAUAGGAGGUUCAACCCCAGAACAAAUUAAAUUGGAGCUUACCUUUAAGGAGCUAACUGGCUUGUUUGAAGAAGACAAAGCAGAAUCUUCGGUAAAAUUUUUUCAAGUAUGCAGUGGCAUAGAUGGAGAUCUGACAACCUCUGACAACUUUGACUGGCCUCGGAUUGUGCUUAAAAUAAACCCACUAGCUGUACACUCCAUUCUGGAAAGGAUAGCACCAGAAGAAGAGGAAGAGGGAGAUGGUAACUUUCAAGAGGAAGAGGAAGGGGGAUCUCAUUCUCUCAAGGAUGUCUGUGAUUUUAGAAGACCAGAGCCUUCCCCUUUUUCUUCUCGUAGGGUCAUGUUUGAAAAUGAAGAGAUGGUCAUGCCAGGAGAUGCAGCUGAGAUGACAGAAUUUCAGGAAAAAGCAAUCAGCAAUUCUCAUUAUGUACUGGAACUUACAUUACCAAAUGUUCACUUAACACUGCCAAACAAGAGCUUUUAUGAGAAACUUUACAAUAGGAUCAGCAAUGAUUUAUUAUUGUGGGAACCUACAGCCCCGUCUCCUGUAGAAACAUUUGAAAAUAUUUCAUACGGCGUUGGACUCUCAGUGGCCAGCCAGUUGAUCAAUACUUUUAAUAAAGACGGCUUUAGUCCAUUUAAAUCUGCAAUACAUUAUGUAGAUGAUGAGAGUGGAUCUGAGGAGGAAACUCUGCAAUAUUAUUCUACGGUUGAUCCAAACUAUCGUUCACGCAGGAAGAAGAAGCUUGAAUCACAGAACAAGAACACACAGAGCUUUCUUUCUGUUCUGUUAAAUGUUAACCAUGGAUUAGUGUCAAUAUUCACAGAUGUAAAGGAAGAUGAUGGAAAUAUACUGGAAGGAAGGCAUGGUGAAUUCUGGUUUGAGUUUAAGAGUGGCUCAUUGUUUUGUGUGACUAAAUAUGAAGGUUUUGAAGACAAACAUUACAUCUGUCUUCAUUCUAGCAGCCUCAGUUUAUAUCAUCAAGGUAUGGUCGAUGGAACUGUUCCUUCAUCUGAGAUACGCCUGCCUAGUAUGAUACAUCCCCAUUGGUUAGAACCUACCAUUUAUUUUUCUGAAGAAGAUGGUCUCUGCGGGACGUCUUCAGAUGGUGUGGGAGUGGACUGUUUAAGUAUGCUCUCUGUUGCAGUGAAAAUCCAGUCUGAUAAACUGGAAAGCAAUACAAAGGAAUUUCUAGUUGCUGUAGGACUAAGAGGAGCCACUCUGCAGCACAGGGUAUUGCCUUCAGGCCUAAGCUGGCAUGAACAGAUUUUAUGUUUUUUGAACAUUUCUGAUGAGCCUGUUUUGGGAUACAAUCCUCCAGCUUCCAUUACAACUUUUCAUAUUCACCUGUGGAGUUGCGCUCUUGAUUACAGACCUAUCUUUCUGCCAAUCAGAUCUCUGCUUACUGUUGAAACUUUCAGCAUUUCCAGCAGCAUUGCAUUAGAUAAGUCCUCUUCUACUCUCAGAAUAAUCCUAGAUGAGGCUGCUUUACAUUUGUCAGACAAGUGUAACACAGUUGCAGUGAAUAUGCAUAGAGAUUAUGUUCGUGUUAUGGAUAUGGGACUACUGGAAUUGACCAUAACAGCAAUAAAACCUGGUUCUGAUCAGGAGAGAACAAAACCACACUUUGAGCUACACUGUUCCAGUGAUAUAAUCCAUAUCCGAACAUGCUCAGACUCUUGUGCUGCACUAAUGAAUCUUAUACAAUAUAUUGCAUGUUAUGGGGAUUUGCAUCCACCUAGUAAGACGGAAGUUAAAUCUGGAGCUGUCAAGCAGAAAACUAAGGCAGAUGUCUCUAGCCGACCAUCUUCUGAAGGACCAGUCCUUGCGGAAGCAGAACAACAGAUUUUACGCGAUUUAAUGAGUGAUGCUAUGGAAGAAAUUGAGAUCCAUCAAGCUGCUUCCCCCAUUAAACCACAAUCUAAUGGAAUUUUGAAUGAGAAAUCUCAAACUCGAGAGCCGUCUUGCUCAGAUCUCUUUCUGUUUCCUGAUGAAAGUGGGAACAUCUCACAAGAACCAAGUCCCACUUAUUCUUUUACUCACCACUUGAUAAAUGAGGCAAUGGGAGAUGUACCUACUGAAAAUGAUGACUUCUGCAUUCUCUUUGCACCCAAGGCUGCUGUGUCUGAAAAGGAGGAGGAGCCUGUAGUGAAAGUAAUGGUUGAUGAUCCCAUUGUGGUAAAAGAAAACCAUUUCAGCCAGCCUCUAAAAAAAACAGAUACCAGCAAAGCCCCUCUUCAUUUUCCUAUCCCUUUGGUACGCUAUGUUGUGAAGGAAAUCUCUCUUAUUUGGCAUCUCUAUGGAGGAAAGGAUUUGGGGCCUGCACCUCCUACUUCUCCAGCUAAGAGUUUUAUUAGUCCUCAUAGUUCUCCUUCUCACACACCAACAAAACAUGGACGUAGCACUGUAUGUGGGGGAAGAAGAAGAAACCCAGAUUUCUUGAUGGAAAUACAGUUAAGUAAGGUGAAAUUCCAACACGAGGUGUACCCUCCAGUUGGGCCAGAAUGUGAAUCCAAUCUACUGGAGCAGCCGGUGUCCAGGCAGGUUUUUAUUGUUCAGGACCUGGAGAUCAGAGAUCGCUUGGCAACAUCACAAAUGAAUAAAUUUCUCUAUCUCUACUGCAGUAAGGAAAUGCCCAGAAAAGCACAUUCCAAUAUGUUAACAGUUAAAGCAUUACACGUCCGUCCAGAGUCUGGCAGAUCACCACAGGAAUGUUGUUUACGAGUGUCAUUAAUGCCACUUCGCCUCAAUAUUGACCAGGAUGCCUUGUUUUUUCUGAAGGAUUUUUUUACUAGCCUUUCUUCAGAAGUGGAACUAUUAACUACGCCAGAUCCAGAAGUGAAAAAGUCUCCUGGUGCUGAUGUAACCUGUACCUUACCCAGGCAUUUCAGCAACUUCAAGGACCCAAGUCCAGUCAUUUCUUUCACAGUACACAAACAAUCAAGCCAAAAUGGUAGUGCUGACUCUGUGGAUGUAGUUAAUGGAGAUGACCAUUAUUUCUCUCAUGAAAUGGCAUCAUAUAGGGAUCAACCAAUUUUUUUUAGAGAAUUUCGAUUUGCAUCAGAAGUUCCAAUACGACUUGAUUACCACGGCAAACACGUAUCGAUGGAUCAGGGUACUUUAGCUGGGAUUCUGAUCGGUCUUGCUCAAUUAAAUUGCUCAGAGUUAAAGCUGAAGAGACUCUGCUAUCGACAUGGUUUGUUGGGUGUGGAUAAAUUAUUCUCUUAUGCUAUUACUGAGUGGCUUAAUGAUAUAAAGAAAAACCAACUGCCGGGAAUUCUGGGAGGAGUAGGGCCCAUGCAUUCUUUAGUACAAUUAGUUCAAGGUCUGAAGGAUUUGGUGUGGCUACCAAUAGAGCAGUACCGAAAGGAUGGUCGUAUUGUAAGAGGCUUUCAAAGAGGAGCAGCUUCCUUCGGUACUUCCACUGCAAUGGCAGCUUUAGAGCUAACAAACAGGAUGGUUCAAACUAUACAGGCAGCUGCAGAAACUGCUUAUGACAUGGUUUCCCCAGGCCCUAGUUGUAUUGAGACAAAAAAGAUGAAGCGAUUAUCUCGCUAUCGCUUGGCUCAUCAGCCAGUAGAUCUACGGGAAGGUGUGGCUAAAGCCUAUAGUGUGGUAAAAGAGGGGAUUACAGACACUGCCCAGACCAUCUACGAAACUGCUGCUCGUGAACAUGAAAACAGAGGGGUAACUGGAGCAGUGGGAGGAGUCCUCCGCCAAAUUCCACCAGCUGUUGUGAAGCCUCUCAUUGUUGCAACAGAGGCAACAUCAAAUGUGUUAGGUGGAAUGCGAAACCAAAUUAGGCCAGAUGUACGUCAAGAAGAGUCUCAAAAAUGGCGUCUUGGUGAGGAUUGAUAUUUUGAUCUGGCUCAGCAUGAGGCUGGGAGUAUAAGAGAUGAUGUCCAAACAGCAGCUGUAGAUGGAACUCAUUUCAUUAUGCUCAUCUCAGGAACAGAAGAGGUUUUCAAACAGCUUGAUGGCAGAACAUCCAACCAAAAACUUCAGCAAUGAAAAGCAAAGUGGUAUUUGCUUGUGGACAUGCUGCAUGUUACCAAACCAUUUGGUAGCUAGUGCCAAAUAUAGUGGAGCAUUUGCUGCCAAGUUAGAGACAUGCUUGCUUUAUUUCAUUUACCAUGUUUUCCUUGGUACAUUUGAUGUGUCAUUAACAGCAGUCCAUCUGGUCACACUAGAUAUAUUUUGAAAUGUUUUCUUGAGUAUGCUCAAACUGUCUUCAAUAAAGGGCUCCACAGAUGCUUUUUGGUAACUGAAAGAUAAAAGUUUUAACUUGUGUUGUGAUUGGGAAGCCAUGAUAUGGAAGCAGAUAGGAUUUUGAUGAUUUUGUGUUGAUGAACAUUGCUUUUAGUAUAGGACUUAAAACAAGGGUAAUCUCUCAGUAACUGUUCCGAAUUUAGACUAAUUUUUUCUGAACAAGAAUUGUUCCUUCUAAAUAUCAAACUCCUAUUUUUUGUGGGUUUUUGAAGAACCUGAAUGUUGCAGACAUGUUCUGUUGUGUUGCACUUUAAAGAAUAUGCCUGUAUAUUUUGCUUUUUUAUAGUGUUAAUAAAAUGUAAUGUGCAUUAUUCUUUUAUGUGGUUUAGAGACUUAUGCAAAUUAUUGAAAGGGACAUCAUUUGAUGAAGACCCUAAAAAACAGAACACAGAAUAAGAUGUGUCUUACAUUUGUUUAUUUCUGAUAAGAGGUACCAGUUUCUUUGUCGUCUUGUCAACCAGCAGCUAUGCUAAAAAUAGCUGUACUCUUAAAUAGAAGGCUAUUACAGUAUUGUGUUAGGUAGGAGGAGUUUCUUGGCAAGAUGAGGUCCCUAAACCAAGUAACAAUAUUUCAUUUAAUAGUUUAAUUAAAAUGCUACGCAGCAUGUAUUUUAAUAAGCUACCUUUUAUUUAAAGAUUCCAUUGUUGCACAGUAGUGUUACGGCACUCAAACAACAUGGCAUUUUUAAAAAUUCCGUUAGUACAGUGUUGAUUAUCUGAAUGUCAUGAAGGGACAUAAAUUAAAAUAAGCUAAUUAAUAUUGGGGCUAGUCCAUGUUUGUUAGAUACAUAAAGAACAAACAAAAACUCAGAACUGAUCUUUACAUUGUUUCCAGGUUCCCUGGGAACCCAAUUGUCACUUGAGGGCAGGGCCUGGGCAGAUCUUAUUAAUGGAGUAUGGCUAGUAGGUGAACAGGCAAAACUGCUGAGAAUGAGCUGUAGAGUAAACCCCCUAUACCUGGACUUCUGCAACAAGUGCGGGAGAUAGAAGAUGAGGAGGAAAACCCUCCCAAUUGUUGACAGUUUGAGUGUGGGGGAUGAUUAGCUAGACCCUCAGUUGAUGCAGUUGCUGUCCUUGCCAAAUAGAAGCAGUGCAGACUUGCUACAUCCAGUUCUCUGCUAGAGGGAGGAAUGCUUAAGAAGCUUUCAAGGUGUUAAGCAAGGAAUGGACCUUCCUCCUUUAUUUUAUUCCCUGCCAGCAACAACACUGCACCUAGUGCUUGAUCCCUCAUGGAAAAUAGCAAAAGGUACUCACCAGAUGGAGAGGAAGAACCGUGGCCUACUUGCCCUAGCAGUUUGCUACCCAUUCCUAAGUAGUAGCUGAAGGACAGCUGAGUGACUUACAAGCAGCCUAUAAAGAAAACUGCCAGUUAACAUUCUUCUUGUAAACAGAUGUUCAGUUAAAAACAAUGUUUUGAUCAGAACAGCAUACUGCUGGCUUUGCUUUAUAUCUAAAGAAUGCACUUAAUUGUGGUGGUACUCCUGGUCAAAUGACUGGUUGUCUCAUCCCAACUGAGCAGAUGCAAUUAAAAAAACAACACCUGGAGAUCAAUAGCAUGAAUGACUAUACUGUAAUAAAAAUGCUUGUGGCAUCUCAUGUUUUUUUCCCCUCACCUAAUCAAUAUUUGGCAAUUUCUUUAUUUUACACCAAUAACCACUUGGUGCCUCUUGAAUGCAUCAUCACUAAGUGGAUUUAUGCUAACAAUAAUAAUCAUUAUGCAUUAGUUGUUACUAUGUGCUAUUACCAGGCUACAUGAUUUCUCUCAGAAAUAUUCCAGCAUAGAAACCAAGCUGGUUAGGUGUGGCCCCAUUAUUUGGAGUAUAUCCUACCUCCAUAGCAGCAUAGUUCUGCACAUCUGUCAUAUACAUAAACUCUUUGACAUAGCUGAACUUAAGAAGUCAUUCAUUUUGUUUUCAAAUUUUCCAUGAUCAACGUUUACAGUAAUACACUUAGAAUAUAUUUUCUAUCCAGAGACAUGCUGUCAAGGUCAAAUAGUAUAUUUUUAUAAGCUGCCUUUUUUGCAGUCUGUUAAUAGUGCACAUUUUUAAACUUCACUUUUCACUAUUUCUAUUGGCUGUUUAAGUCUUUACAUUUCAUUCACCCUGCUUAAUGAAACCAGUCUUUUAAUGGCCAGCUGCUUGGUUUACAUGUUCUAUACAGGCAUACCACACAGGAAACACCAUGCCCUUCCCAAAUGCUAUUCUAAUCUUCCUCCCCUGCCGCAUCCGGUGCUCUGUUUUCUGCUGUGUCCUGUUUGCCACCGUGCUGCCUACCCACUUCCCAGUCCGUCACAUGCAAUGUACAGAGGGUCCCCCUGCUACUUUUAUGUUUGCCACAGGUUGGCAAUUGGCAAUGCCUAAUGUGUUAUGAAUGCUGCAGGGGAUUUUUUUAAUAUUACAGCAAGAAUAACAACCUUUAAAUUCAGACAGUGUCCCCUUAAGAUGUUCUGUGGACAAUCUAUGCUCUCAAUCAAAAAAAAAAUUGUAGAAGAUGUACAAAAAGGGAUUCACCAAAUAUACUGUUCAUCACCAUAAGUGUGUUGAGCAAUUUACAAAAUGAGUUCCCUGUUUCGUAGAUGUUAUCUCAGAAGUGGACAGAUGUAGUGCUACACUUCUCCAUUAGCAUGAGGAGAAGGGUCACAGGGUUAUCAAACUUGAAUUCUCCACUGUAAAAACUGUUAUAGUUACUAACACUUUUCAUGACUUUUAGGGAGUGUAUGCAGGUGCAAUCUGUACAAUUUACAUAUCACGUGGAUGUAAAAUAAUGUACACAGCUUGAUAAUUUGUUUUUUUUUCCUUUUUCCAUACAAAAACUCAAUAAAGUUAUUGAGUCAACUGACACUACCUUUACUAUUGUGUAGUCUGAUGUUCUCCAGAGAGACAGGCUUAGAACUGUCAUCUUCAUUUUCUUAAGCUUCUUGGCAUGUAAAAUACUAGUGAUACGUGUCCUGGAAUUACCCGAGAGCUUUUCUGUCCUUCUAAGAAAACCUCUUUAUAAACACCUCACCUGGGAUUGAAACGAACCUGUGACCACUUCCAUUCAGAGGAGACUUUCUCGUAUUAAUUGAAAGCUGCUAAAUUUCAGGACAGAACGCAAUUCUAAUGAUGCAAUGUAUUCAGUACUUGCUUUCUGAUUCAGGAGGUUAGGAUAGGUCAGUGAUUUCACACACUGGUGGAUGGUAGAUGUAUUCAUCUUUCAUCAGUGAAAGAACAUGGGUGUGGGGGUUAAUCUUUUAAUUGCUCCUAGUUAUUUUAUCAAUGUUUCAAUGUUUGAUGUAGCUAACAAGAGAUGGGUUUCCUUGCUAGAGCAAAAUGCCAUUUAAUGGCAAGAUGGCAUCAAGAAGCUAAAUUCCUUUUUUGCUGGACUUGUUCCAGACACCUGAAAGUGUGACACCUGAAUUAUUUCAAGUACAUUCAAAUAUAUUUAUUUGCAAAACAACAGUGAAAUCCAGAAGUUAGUUUAGAUUAAGUGCAUAUUCCUCAUGUCUCAGAUUUCACAGCAAUACAAGCUUCUUCAACAUAAAGAUGGUAGAUACUAAAUCAGUUUAGCUGCGUCUUUUCAUCUAGCUCUAAUCCAUGUCUAGUCUUCACAGUCUCUGCUGUUUUAACUUUGCUCUAAAUUUUCCCAAUCUUGUUUACAAUAAAAGUAAUCACAAAAUUAGUUUAAAAUGUUAAUCAUGCAUUUAUACUGGAUUUCUUAAAGCUAAUACAGCUUAGACAAAAGAGGAAUGGUUUGUGUAUAUGUAUCUGUAUAUUUUUUUACAUAUUUGUAGUCAAAGUAGUUUUGUGGCAUUGUUUGUAUAUAGUCUGCUAGUGUAAAGCCUGUAUAAUCUUAUGACAUCAGAAACCACUCUUGAAGGGAAUUUAAAUAUUUAAUCUUCCUUUAUUUUGCUUAAAGUACUUGUACCCUCAAUACAUGUUUGGAGAACUAUUUUUAGAUCAUAAGUUCACCAAUCUUGAUGUAUAUUAAAAUGAUAAAAGGCCUUGUACAAAUAGGCUCCUCUGUUAAAUAUAUUUAACAAAAAACUGUGGAUUGUUGAUACAUAAAUAAACAUCGUAAUCUUCCUUGAGUCGGUUUUCACUACUAAAUGUAUAUAUUUAGUAUAGAAUAUGACUUUAAAAUAGCAGAUUUGGCUCUUAAAAGUA